Molecule: messenger RNA, 1029 nt
Organism: Pseudomassariella vexata
Lineage: Eukaryota; Fungi; Ascomycota; Sordariomycetes; Amphisphaeriales; Pseudomassariaceae
Product: GNS1/SUR4 family-domain-containing protein
Exons: 2
Coding region: 1-1029 (342 amino acids)
Biological process (GO): fatty acid elongation, monounsaturated fatty acid; fatty acid elongation, polyunsaturated fatty acid; sphingolipid biosynthetic process
Cellular component (GO): endoplasmic reticulum membrane
Molecular function (GO): fatty acid elongase activity
Source: RefSeq, a predicted model, not a curated record
AUGGCCAGCGCAUUCCCAGCGACUCUGUACGAGUCAGUUCCAAUUCCCACGCUGGACAGGCCGUUUGGCGUCCACCUGUGGCCCUACUUCAGCAAAGCCUUCGAGCUGGUCGCUGGCUACCCGGCCGAAGACUUCAGAUUUGAGGCCGGCAAGACGCCGAUGUCCACGUUGAGGGAGACCUCCAUCUUCAUCAUCGUCUACUACUCCAUCAUCUUCGGCGGACGGGAAUGGAUGCGCAAUCGGGAGCCAUUCAAGCUCAAGACACUAUUCCUGAUCCACAACUUCUACUUGACGGCCAUCAGCGCCAUCUUGCUGGCGCUUUUUGUCGAGCAGCUCCUGCCAACGGUUGUGCGAAAGGGUGUUUUCUAUGCCAUUUGCAACCAUGAUGGUGGCUGGACGCAGCCUCUUGUUGUCGUGUACUACUUGAACUACCUCACCAAGUACCUCGAACUCCUCGAUACCGUCUUCCUGUUCCUGAAGAAGAAGCCCCUCACCUUCCUCCAUUGCUACCACCACGGUGCCACCGCCUUGUUGUGCUACACCCAGUUGAUCGGUAGCACCGCCGUUUCUUGGGUGCCCAUCACUCUCAACCUGACAGUUCACGUUGUCAUGUACUGGUACUACUUCCAGAGCGCUCGCGGAGUUCGCAUCUGGUGGAAGGAGUGGGUCACUCGUCUGCAGAUCGUCCAGUUCAUCAUCGACCUCGGCUUUGUCUACUUCGCCUCGUACACCUACUUCUCCUCCACUUACUUCCCCAGUAUGCCAACCGCAGGCAAGUGUGCAGGCGAGGAGUUCGCUGCCUUUGCAGGCAUUGGUAUCCUCAGCUCCUACCUCGUCCUCUUCAUAUCGUUCUACUUCGCCACAUACAAAACGGACAAGAAGGCGCCUAGUGCACGCAAGACUCUCCGACGCAUGUCUAAGGCGGAAGCCCCCGGUUCACACGUCGUUGCAGACAUCGCCGACCUUGCGAAUGCGAAAACCACCGGCGUCAAGACAAAUGGUGUCAGCACUCGGUCGCGCAAGGCAUAA